UCGCCGAAUUCUUGUACGCUCGUAUUCUUGCAAACGCUCGAUCAUGAGAGAAGCGAUAGAGACAUGGUCGGUCGUCCGGUUUUCGCGCUUGAAAUUGGUACUCUCGUUGCUGAUUUCGCCGAUUGCUUGUACUUGGUGUGCUUGACGCCGUCUUUGAACGAGAGGCAAGCUUCGUUUUUGGUACUUUGGUUCCGUAAUUCACUGAAUUUCUGUACCUGUUGAGCCGAUUUAUUUUUCCUAAUUCAUGAUGACGACACUGUUGCUCCGGCGGUCCACGUCUUAAAAGGAGAUGCGAGAUCAGUUAUUGGUUCACCGCAUUUCGGUCGUGCUACAAUCAAAGAGGAAGCGUGAGAAGAGGUUUCUUGCGUUUAGUAUAUAUGGCUGUAAGCUUUCAAGAUGCUUUGGCAUAUACUUGCUGCACUUUAUCGAAGUUCUGCGGGUGCGCCACUGUAGGCUUGGAACAGAACCUGGAGCAGUGUACUAUCUGAGGAGUUCAAAUGACACAGUUGUAAGGGUUGGAGAGUCAACGUCACGAAGCACACAUAACUUACAAUAUACCACUGAUGUGCCUUUCAUAAAGAAAUAUUCAGUUUUGUUUGAGCUUAGUGAGCAGUUCGCAUGGGGAAAAGAUGGAGACUUUGAAGACUGGUUGACUUCAAUUGUCAAUGCAAGGCCAAGGUUCAUUUAGCCUUUUUACCGUUCGGCUAAUGCUCUACCUGUUCUUCCAACUUCCCCUCAUGAUCACCACUGCUGUUGGUUUGUGGAUGUUGUCCAAAUCAGAGAGAAUAUGACAGUAGUAAGACUUUAAAUACCAUUUCAAUAGAUGAUUUUAAAGGU
Messenger RNA from Rhododendron vialii, 837 nucleotides. RefSeq lists its product as uncharacterized. Lineage: Eukaryota; Viridiplantae; Streptophyta; Magnoliopsida; Ericales; Ericaceae. The transcript is spliced from 3 exons. The record is from RefSeq and is a predicted model, not a curated record. The coding region runs from base 290 to 688 and encodes 132 amino acids.